This is a messenger RNA of Onychomys torridus (southern grasshopper mouse), 6382 nucleotides long. It is a transcript of the gene Yeats2, whose product is annotated as YEATS domain containing 2. The coding region runs from base 230 to 4885 and encodes 1551 amino acids. Gene Ontology annotation, cellular component: NuA4 histone acetyltransferase complex. The record is from RefSeq and is a predicted model, not a curated record. Gene Ontology annotation, biological process: chromatin remodeling; regulation of transcription by RNA polymerase II. Gene Ontology annotation, molecular function: histone binding. Lineage: Eukaryota; Metazoa; Chordata; Mammalia; Rodentia; Cricetidae. The transcript is spliced from 34 exons.
ACUGAGCUAAAUCCCCAACCCUCAGUACAAUAUUUCUUAAGCUGGCCCAUGUUUUGAAAGGGUUUAGAAGAGGAACACUGUCCAGCAGAUGUCAUCGCCAUGCUAGGAGCAUCCCUGUCUGUGCUGCCUGUCCAGCAGUGACUAGCCUCUGGCGGCUGAUGAGCACAGGGAAUGUCAGGAUUGCACUGUGGGAAAAGCAACAACAACUAAUGAGGAAUCGAAUGUCACCAUGUCUGGAAUCAAGCGAACCAUCAAAGAGACCGACCCUGAUUAUGAGGACGUGUCUGCAGCCCUUCCAAAUAAACGGCAUAAAGCAGUUGAGAGUUCAGCUCGAGAUGCAGCUGUGCAGAAAAUUGAGACUAUUAUUAAGGAGCAGUUUGCUCUUGAAAUGAAGAAUAAGGAACAUGAGAUCGACGUCAUUGACCAGCGACUGAUUGAAGCCCGAAGGAUGAUGGAUAAGCUCCGCGCCUGCAUUGUAGCAAACUAUUACGCUUCUGCCGGUCUUCUCAAGGUUUCUGAGGGAUUGAAGACGUUUGAUACGAUGGCUUUUAACCACCCUGCUAUCAAGAAAUUUUUGGAAUCACCUUCUAGGUCAUCAUCUCCUACCAAUCAGAGAUCAGAAACACCAUCUGCCAAUCAUUCUGAAAGUGACUCACUGUCUCAGCAAAAUGACUUCCUGUCUGACAAAGACAAUAACAGCAACAUGGAUAUGGAGGAAAGACUGUCAAGCAUGGUGGAGCAGAGACCCGGCCGGAACACGGGAAGGGACACUUCGAGUGUUAGUGGCUCCCACAAAAGGGAACUACGGAACGCCAACCUCACAGGAGAUGAGACUUCUCGGCUUUUUGUAAAGAAAACUAUAGUAGUGGGCAAUGUGUCCAAGUACAUACCUCCAGAUAAGCGGGAAGAAAAUGACCAGUCUACCCAUAAGUGGAUGGUGUAUGUCCGAGGGUCCCGUCGGGAACCCAGCAUUAAUCACUUUGUCAAGAAAGUUUGGUUUUUCCUUCAUCCAAGCUAUAAACCAAAUGACCUUGUGGAAGUUAGAGAGCCUCCCUUUCAUCUGACUCGAAGAGGCUGGGGUGAGUUUCCCGUGAGAGUGCAAGUUCACUUUAAGGACAGCCAGAACAAGCGGAUAGAUAUCAUACACAAUCUGAAGCUGGAUAGGACCUACACUGGCUUACAGACCCUGGGUGCGGAGACGCACUGCAUUGCAGGUCCAAUCCGCCCCUUGCACGGAGCGGAGUCUUAUCCUUCUGUGGCUCGGCCCUUCCUGGCCCACGCUCGGGUGAGGUUGGUGACUUCGUUGGUGUCCGUUUUAGCGCUACCGGCGGAGAUCGGCUGGUGGCUUGUUGUGCGAUGGGGCUGUCCGCAUGUGGCCUUCGCGGCUGAGUUGCGCUCCGGCGAUACCGACUGGAACCACCCACUGUCGCCUCAGCGGUUGUGUCCUGUCUCGCGCCACACCCGACCAUACGAGGCCACACGCUGCUUUUACUUUUUGAGAGACGCUGCGCACCGCACCCGGAACCUUGUGCUUAGCUCAGGCAGUGCUCUCACGCGCUACCUCCCCACACUCCGCUGCCGCGGCUUUGUACAGCUUUUCCGCACUUCACUCCGGCAGGCCAGUCCCCCACCCCUCAGCGGGCUUGCUGUGAGGUCCGGUCUCUACGACUCUGAGACGUUGCACGAGGUGGCUUGGACGGUGGUUCGUGGUCAUGCUGGCUCUGCCAGCCUGCAGGCGCAACUGGGACUCCUGGACCGCUCCUGGUCCACGCCACUCACCCAGGACGCAGACCACUGCUUCCUGACGACUGGAUUCCCAGACCACCCUGAAGCUGAGAGACACACGACAUUUUACUCUUUACCGUCUUCGUUGGAGAGAACACCCACCAAGGUGUCAGCAGCACAGAAAGUGACCUUUUGUUCCCACGGCAAUUCCGCCUUCCAGCCGAUUGCAUCAAGCUGCAAAAUUGUGCCGCAGAGCCAGGCGCCCAAUCCCGAGUCACCUGGGAAGUCCUUUCAGCCCAUCACCAUGAGCUGUAAGAUUGUCUCAGGCUCUCCAAUAUCAACUCCAAGUCCAUCACCAUUGCCUCGCACCCCAACUUCCACUCCGGUUCAUGUGAAGCAAGGCACUACCAGCUCUGGUAUAAACCCCCCUCAUGUGAUUGUGGACAAACCUGCACAGGUUAUUGGGGCCUCUACUCAGAGUACAGGAAGUCCUACAAGCAAGCUCCCAGUGGCCUCCCAGGUUCCCCAAGGAACAGGGUCCCCUAUUCCUAAAAUUCACGGAAGUAGUUUCUUAACAUCUACAGUCAAGCAGGAGGACUCUUCAUUCGCAACUAUGCCGCCUCUCUGCCCGAUCGGCAGUCACCCGAAAGUGCAAAGCCCCAAAGCUGUGACUGGAGGACUCGGAGCUUUCACAAAGGUGAUCAUCAAACAGGAACCUGGGGAAGCCCCUCACGUGUCCACCACAGGAACUGCCAACCAGUCAGCAUUCCCUCAGUAUGUGACUGUGAAAGGGGGUCACAUGAUAGCUGUGUCCCCUCAAAAACAGGUCAUAAGUGCUGGAGAAGGCAUGACUCAGUCACCAAAGAUUCCACCCUCCAAGGUUGUUGGUGUGCCUGUUGGCUCUACCUUACCUUCCACAGUGAAGCAGGCUGUGGCAAUCAGCGGUGGCCAAAUCCUUGUGGCCAAGGCCAGCUCUUCUGUCACCAAAGCAGCCGUGACCCAAGGAGUUGCCAAAGCCAUCGUGAGCGGAGGUGGAGGGACCAUUGUCGCCCAGCCAGUGCAGACCUUAGCCAAGACUCAGGUCCCAGCUGCGGGGCCACAGAAGAGUGGUUCCCAGGGCUCAGUAAUGGCAACACUGCAGCUACCAGCCACAAAUUUGGCCAACUUGGCAAAUUUGCCUCCGGGUACUAAACUGUACCUUACCACGAACAGCAAGAACCCCUCAGGGAAAGGGAAGCUGCUGCUGAUUCCUCAAGGAGCCAUCCUGCGAGCUACCAACAAUGCCAACCUCCAGUCUGGCUCGGCUGCCGCUGGUGGCAGUGGCGGCAGCGGUGGUGGUGCAGGAGGGGGAGGCGGUGGAGGAGGCGGUGGCAGCGGAGCAGGAGCAGCCCCAAGCACCACUGGCCCAGGAGGGGUGUCCCAGCACCUGACUUACACAUCCUACAUCCUCAAGCAAACUCCCCAGGGUACAUUCUUAGUUGGCCAGCCAUCACCCCAAACACCUGGGAAACAACUGACUACCGCAUCAGUUGUUCAAGGAACACUGGGAGUCAGCUCAUCCCCUGCGCAGGUCCAACAGACACUGAAAGUCAUCUCUGGACAGAAAACCACCCUGUUUACACAGGCAGCCGCUGCAGGGCAGGCCUCACUGGUGAAGUUACCUGACAACACGCUCAAGGCUGUGCCGGCUGUGCCGGCAGCUUCACAACUCGCCAAGCCUGGGACCACGAUGCUGCGAGUGGCCGGAGGGGUGAUCACAGCUGCUCCAUCCCCUGCCGUGGCAUUCUCUGCAAACGGUGCUGCACAUCAGUCGGAAGGAUCAGUUCCUGUUUCAUCCUCUGUCGGCUCUAUAAUAAAAACUCCCGGGCAGCCACAAGUGUGUGUAAGCCAGGCCGCCGUGGGCACGUGCAAGGGCACAGCUCCCUCUGUCAGCGCAGCAUCCCUGGUGUCCACACCAAGCUCCAUCUCUGGGAAAGCCACCGUGUCAGGACUGUUGAAGAUUCAUUCUGGUCAGCCCAGUCCCCAGCAGGCUGUCCUGACAAUUCCCAGUCAGCUCAAGCCUCUGAGCAUCAACACCUCUGGUGGCGUGCAGACUGUCCUGAUGCCUGUGAAUAAAGUGGUUCAGUCAUUUUCUACCAACAAAUUGCCUACCGUCCUGCCCAUCAGUGUCCCAAAUCCAGCUGCCCCCAGCUCUGCUCCAGUAGCUGUUGCAAAAGUGAAGACUGAACCAGAAACUCCUGGGCCAAACUGCCUCUCACAGGAGGGCCAGACAGCAGUGAAAACUGAAGAGAGCUCUGAGCUGGGCACCUAUGUCAUUAAGGUAGACCACUUGGAGACCAUCCAGCAGCUCUUGACAGCAGUGGUCAAGAAGAUUCCGUUAAUUACUGCGAAAGGUGAUGAUGCCAGCUGCUUUUCUGCAAAGUCUGUGGAGCAGUAUUACGGCUGGAACAUUGGGAAAAGGAGGGCUGCUGAGUGGCAAAGAGCAAUGACAGUACGAAAGGUGCUACAAGAGAUUCUGGAGAAGAACCCAAGAUUCCACCACCUGACGCCCCUAAAAACCAAGCACAUCGCGCACUGGUGCCGCUGCCAUGGUUACACCCCGCCAGACCCCGAGAGCCUGCGUCAUGACGGGGACUCCAUUGAGGACGUGCUGACCCAGAUCGACAGUGAGCCAGAGUGCCUGUCGUCCUUCUCCACUGCCGACGACCUCUGCCGGAAGCUGGAGGAUCUGCAGCAGUUCCAGAAAAGGGAGCCCGAGAACGAGGAAGAAGUGGAUGUCCUCAGCCUAUCGGAGCCUCUGAAGACGAACAUUAAAAAGGAGCAGGAAGAAAAGCAGGAGGAAAUGAGAUUCUACCUGCCGCCAACUCCAGGCUCGGGAUUUGUUGGUGACAUUACACAGAAGAUCGGGAUCGCCCUGCAGCCCGUGGCACUGCACAGGAACAUGUACGCCUCGGUGGUGGAAGACAUGAUCCUAAAGGCCACGGAGCAGCUGGUGAGUGACAUCCUGAGACAGGCGCUGGCCGUUGGAUACCAGACAGCUUCUCCCAACAGGGUUCCCAAAGAAAUCACAGUCAGUAAUAUUCACCAGGCCAUUUGCAACAUUCCUUUUCUGGAUUUCCUCACGAACAAACACAUGGGGAGACUGAACGAGGAUCAGUGAAGACAGUGAAGAUGGUCCCCAGAAAGCAGGAUGGGAAGCUAUGUCUGAAGUAUGCAAACUGUGGUGACCCUUGUGUUUGGAGAAAGGUGGUUCCUCUGUGUGUUAGAAUGCCCUGGCUACCAUACCAUUCCUUCUUUCUAACUGCGUGUUAGCACAAGGGCAUUGAGUCCCAGGUGCAGCCCUUUUAAGACUGAGUUGUUUCCCGAUUCUAGAGGGAAGCUGAAUGGUCACAAUUUUGUCAGCUUGCAUUUCUUUACUCUGUACAGGCUCUGGAGGUGUCUUAGUGUGUGACAAGGGCACAUACACUCCCUCUUUAGAGUGGGCUUGGGUCCACCUGGGGCCCACUUUCCAGAAGGCGGAGAUAAAUCUGACACACUGGCCUGGGCUACUCUAAAGAAGAACAGAGCAAGCAAGUACAUUUUCCUACCUUGCCUCAGUAUGGAAGGGCUGUACUGUGAAUCAGCUACAGAAGGGGUAAUAUGCCAUGUGGAAAACUAGACACCAAGGAGACUAUAGACUGAGACUUUUUCAUGGAACCCCAAAGCCCAUGCUUCUAUGACAGCCAAUGUGAAAGCAUUGAGGUUCCCAGCAGAGAUCAGAAGGCAUCAAGCCUGUGCCCAUGUAACCCAGGAAACUAUCACUGUUAGUGUAAGCAUGAUCCACAGAGUCCGGCCCUUGGCCUGUAGUGGUCUGAGCACUGGGUCCUCAUAGCCAAGUGGGCUGCCGAAGCUCCUCUUGUCCAGGGGCUGGGGAGGCAGCCCCAGGGCAAACCUUCCUGGGUGUCCUCAGUGGACCUGAGGUCCUGUCCUCCUCUGCCAAAGAGUUUUGCCGAGAUGAAAAGGGUUGAAACACCUGUGAGUGCCUUACUUACGAGAACUGCUCUAACCUGGUGUGCCAGUACUCGGGAGCAGAGCCUCUCCCUGAAGGGGCAGAUAGGCGGUUGGUAGCACCAGCACAGAGUGUGCAGACACUGGGGACUCUCCAGUCCUCCUAACCGUUGUGGGCAAAUGAAAGACUUUACUUUCAGUUGGAAACCACCUCACACUCUGCUCAAAGCAAACUUGAAAGGUCUGAGUCAAAGUCAAACUUACUAAGCAACAAAAAGCCUGUUCUCCCAGGUCCCAUAGGUGGGUGUGUGAGCCAGGAAACAGAGUGGGCUGCAGGUACAGAAGGGUUCCUUCCAGCAGGGAUAGGGCGAGCAUGGCUUACGGUACAGUUGGUAUAUAAGGCUUAAGAAUUCGGUCUGUAGGCCACACAGCAGAUUGAUAGGCCCACACACAGAUUUGUUCAGAAGUGGACGGAGACCUUCAAAGUAGAAUAUCCAAAUGAGAACAGAUUCAUUUGUUGUGAUGAAAACCUAAAGAAAUUGCUUUUUGCUAAAGAAAUAUCAAAUGAUUAGAGUUUCCAUGUAUGUUAAUGUUUCAGGUGUUUUUCUAUCAUAAUGUGUAACAUAAUUGUGUAUCAUUUUGUCUACAAUAAAACUUUUAGUAUUUGUGA